Molecule: messenger RNA, 1659 nt
Organism: Lichtheimia ornata
Lineage: Eukaryota; Fungi; Mucoromycota; Mucoromycetes; Mucorales; Lichtheimiaceae
Exons: 9
Coding region: 1-1659 (552 amino acids)
Biological process (GO): transmembrane transport
Cellular component (GO): membrane
Molecular function (GO): myo-inositol:proton symporter activity
Source: RefSeq, a predicted model, not a curated record
AUGCCAUUUUCCUCUCUCUUCUCACAGCCUUCUUCUUAUACCCCCGUUGCUGCACGCGAUACCAAUGACACCACCCAUGAAGACGCAUUGAACGACGAGACCAGCAAUCUAAUUGUCCCAGAGGAUCAGCUGCAGUUGAACGACAUUGCAACGACAAAGUUUGUCUAUAUCCUUGUGUUCAGCACUUGUAUAGGAGGCUUUCUCUUUGGUUAUGAUACUGGCAUCAUAUCAGGUGCUUUACAACCACUUCAAGAAGAGUAUGGACUCGUCACCAUGCAAAAGGAAUUUAUUGUUGGAGGCACUACAUUUGCAGCUAUCUUUGGUGGCCUUGGUGCUGGCAUGGGGGUUGAUCGCAUAGGACGAAAGGCACUUGUUCUAUUUGCAUCCGUGGUGUUCAUUGUGGGUGCCGUCAUACUGGGUCUUGCCACUGGCUAUUCAACUUUGCUGAUAGGGCGUCUCGUUGUCGGGUUUGGUGUGGGAAUAGCGUCCAUGAUCGUCCCAAUGUAUAUAAGUGAAGUUGCACCCAGGACGCUUCGAGGUCAAUUAUCCACAAUCAAUACACUCAUGGUCACGUUUGGUCAAGUGGUUGCCUAUCUCAUCAAUAUCGCCUUUGCAAAAGUGGAUGGUGGAUGGCGGUACAUGUUUGGACUGGCUGCAUUGCCUGCUAUCUUUCAAUGCUUUGCUCUUGCAUUCGUACCCGAGUCACCACGUUAUUUGAUUGCCAAUGGGGAAACGUUACGAGCACAAGCCAUUUUACGCAAAGUAUAUGGGGAAGCAGUAUCGGAGGGAUUCAUCGAUCAAGAAGUGUCCAGUAUACAAGAAAGUAUCAAGCAAGAAAGUGAAGGCGUAUCAUUCAGUGAGCUUUUCAAUCAGGUGAAUCGACGACCUUUAUUUAUCGCAUGUAUUUUACAAGCAGCUCAGCAACUCUCGGGGUUCAAUACGGCAAUGUACUAUGCAGCAACAAUUAUGCAAAUGGCUGGUUUCCGUGACCACGGCGACUCCACCACAGUUGCUCUCAUUGUGGCUUCCACCAACAUGAUCUUUACUGCUAUAGCCAUCAAGACCAUUGAUCGAGUUGGACGUCGACGUUUACUGGUUUCCACCAUGUUUGUGAUGAUCCUGGGGUUGCUCGCUUUGGGAUCAUCGUUUGCUUCUCUUCAAGGGUUGGUGCCCAAGCAAGAUACAUGCGACUUUUAUGGUUCCAAUUGUGCACGAUGUGUGCUGGAUGAACGUUGUGGAUGGCUUACUAUGGGAGAUACAUGCAGUGUUGUUGAAGGUCACGAGCAAGAUUUGUAUCAGAGUCCAACGGGAUGUCCACCUGAAUUCCAUGGACCAGUUAUAUCAGCGAGUCUAUUGGUGUCGCUCUUUGUCUACGUAGCAAGCUAUGCUCUUGGUCUUGGAUAUGCUCCAUGGCUUAUCCAAAGCGAAUUGUUCAGCAUGCAAGUCCGAGGAAAAGCAAAUGGCCUAGCUACUGCAGUCAAUUGGACCUGCAACUUGAUCAUUGCCACAACCUUUUUGUCGCUAGCCGAUGCCUUAUCCACUGCUGUCACGUUUUGGUUAUACGCAGUCAUCUCGUUUGCAUUUUGGGUUCUCGUUGUACGCAUGGUACCAGAGACCAAAGGGAAAUCCUUAGAAGACAUUCAAUCGCUUUUUCAUUGA